CGCCCUUCCUGGGAGCACAUAUCCGGUGUCCUCUGGGGAGUAGAGGAGCCAACUUCAGGACUGAUUGGCCAUGACUUCCAUAAAGGAGCAGGCAGCAAUUAGCCGGCUCUUGAGUUUUUUACAGGACUGGGACAAUGCCGGAAAAGUCGCAAGGAGUCACAUCCUCAACAAUUUCAUUGAAACAAACCAAGGCAAGACUGCCCCUGAACUGGAGCAGGAGUUUUCCCAGGGAGCCAGCUUGUUCCUGGUACGCUUGACCACCUGGCUUAGACUCACUUACAUGACUGGCUCGUGCUUAGAGAAGCUUUUAAGGUCCAUUGGCAUCUUCUUAUCAUCUGUAAGCAGUAAUCGGUACCUUACAGAAUUUCUUGAGGUUGGAGGCGUCCUAACACUCUUGGAAAUACUUGGGCUGGAGAAGGUCAAAGAGGAGGACAAGAAGGAAUCCAUCAAGCUACUUCAGGUUAUUGCAAACUCUGGCAGGAAGUACAAGGAGCUCAUUUGUGAAAGCUAUGGUGUACGGGCUAUAGCAGAAUUUUUGGCAAAGUCUGAGUCAGAAGAGACCCAGGAAGAAGUGCAGGUUCUGUUGGAUUCUUUGGUCCACGGUAAUCCCAAAUACCAGAAUCAAGUGUACAAAGGCCUGAUAGCGUUACUGCCCUCUGUAUCCCCGAAGGCUCAGCAGUUGGCCCUGCAGACUCUCAGGACUGCCCAGUCAAUUGUUGGAACCACUCACCCCAGCAUCGUGUACUGCGUGCUGAACGUGCUGCGCACCAUGCACCUGGAAGUCCAGUACGAAGCCAUCGAGCUGAUCAAGGACCUGGUCAACUAUGAUGUGUGCUCUGAGCUGCUCAAGGGCCUGGUGGACCUGCUGAUACCAUCUGUCAAGGAGACCAGCACACUACAGCCCAAGAUCCUCAAUGACUCUACCGUCCUCCAGCUCAACACCCACCUGCCGGUGUUUCUGCAGCAGGCCGCCGCGGCCAAGGCCAUCGGGGUCCUGGCACGCAGCAGCACGAGCCUGGCCGAGAAGAUGCUGCACCUGCGUGUGGUGCACAACCUGAUGGCCGCCAUGGGCAACACAGACCACAGCAACAGCCAGCGGCAGGCCAGCCUCACGCUGGAGUACUUCGUGGGGUUGUUCCCGGUGGUGGAGGAGCGUGUGCAUCGGUCCAUGGGGGAGGAACUCUACAAGCUCUUCCUCAGCAACGCAGAGGACUUGUACAUGAAAAUAGAUAGCGUUCAGGUGGACAUCUUGGCAACUAACAAAGUCAAUGUUACCACAGAAUUAUACCGCAGUGGCCUCUUCUACGGCAACAGGAGCUUUUACUUUGGCUCUCAUGAUCAGGAUGUAGACCUCCCUCGCUUCCAAGGGGAUAUGGAAGGAAAGGAGUGA
This is a messenger RNA of Molossus molossus (Pallas's mastiff bat), 1390 nucleotides long. It is a transcript of the gene ARMH1, whose product is annotated as armadillo like helical domain containing 1. NCBI's taxonomy places the organism in Eukaryota, Metazoa, Chordata, Mammalia, Chiroptera, Molossidae. The record is from RefSeq and is a predicted model, not a curated record. The coding region runs from base 71 to 1390 and encodes 439 amino acids. The transcript is spliced from 12 exons.